UUCUGAACGAGAUAGCCCCGAUAACUUGUAACCCCAAUCGCCGGCGUAUGUCAGAAUGGUGGUCUAUUGUGGCGGUACUAUUCGCUCACUCGGCCGAAAUGGAAUCGAUAUCUUUAUUGGAAGACUAUUGCGUCCACAACGACCUCGCCGUAGGUGAUAACCACAUCUACUACGAGAUCGUCACUUGCUUCUGGCACCCCACUCUUACGAAGAUAAAUAUCCUGAACCCAGAGACACGCGCACUGAAGACCAUUGCAGAGGUGCAGAAAUCAUACAGUGGCAGGCACCGUGUUCGAUUCCUGGCAGGCAAAUACAUGGGCGAAUGGAUUUCUUCCGACAAAUUUCUCAAGGUAGAGAAGGCGAAAAUUGGAGGAUCUUUCCUCGUCGAAGGCGUCGGGUAUCGCUGGAAAACACAUAAUCGGAGACUUCAGCUGGUGCGCAGUGAUGACGAAACAAAGACACCAUUGGUAGUCUGUCAACCCCAUCGCCGGUAUUCAUUAGUCAUGCUAAUGUCUCGGCAUGCAUCAUUGCAAGUGAAUCUCGAACUUGCGAACUUUAUGGACAGACUAAUCGUGAGUUACAUCCUUGUCGAAAGACGCCGCAGGAUGAUCUGAAAAGAUGUACUAUGGAAUGUAUAGCUGUCUUCUGCGAUACGGACAAGUUAAUGAUUUAUGGAUUCUACAUGAAAGAUGUCCUAUUGAAACAACGUCUUCACGAAUUUGAUCGGCGUCCACGCAAAAGAUUAAGCCGAGUUUUUAGAACGAACUCGGUGCGCCCGCUCGUUGAAUAAAAGGAAACCGAUGUGAGCACUACAGACUAAUGUGAUCUACUAGAACACCGUGCAUAUGCACCUGGACAUGUAAAACGCAGAUGCUUCUCGUGGUAUCGAGCAAUGUCGCCGUCAACGUCUCCAAGUUAACGAACAGAUCGAGGCAUCUCAAAGGCAAGUAAUGAUA
Guyanagaster necrorhizus is the source of this 956-nucleotide messenger RNA. RefSeq lists its product as uncharacterized. NCBI's taxonomy places the organism in Eukaryota, Fungi, Basidiomycota, Agaricomycetes, Agaricales, Physalacriaceae. Bases 48 to 614 code for a protein of 188 amino acids. The record is from RefSeq and is a predicted model, not a curated record. The transcript has 6 exons.